Symbiodinium sp. CCMP2456 is the source of this 2400-nucleotide messenger RNA. The record is from the annotation of a GenBank genome assembly. Lineage: Eukaryota; Dinophyceae; Suessiales; Symbiodiniaceae.
AUGGCGGCGCCUGCUGCGCGGAAACUUGCGAAGGACAUCGAGGUGGUCCUUAAAAAGGCCCAUGAGGGCUGUGAAGAGUUCGACGAGUUUUGGGACCAGAUUGCCACUGCGCAAGGGUCCCAGAAGGAAAGAUUGGGCGAGGAGCUCAAAAAGUGCAUCAACAAGCAGCAAAGACUCAGAUCCCAGAUGAGAGACUGGCUCGGAUCACCUCAAGUCCCAGCCCCUUUGAAAGACAAGCUGGAGGAGGCCAGAAAGCGAAUAGAAAGCGACAUGGCAAGAUUCAAGGACUUCGAACGAGAGUUCAAGACCAAGGCCUUCUCCUACACUGGCUUGGCGAAGACCGACGAGUUAGACCUAGAAGAAGCCGAAAAAGUCAAGUCUCAGGACUGGCUGGCACAGACCAUUCAGAGUCUCAAGGACCAGCUGGACCAGUUCGAGGCUGAUCUGGAGUUCCUGCAGGGCAAAAGGUCCUUAAACAGCGACGAGAAGUCCAGAUUGCCCAAGCUCCAGACAGCUCAAGACAGGACCCGGUGGCACAUCAAGAAGCUAGAGCAGUUGUUGAGAGCUGUCAGCAAUGAUGCAGUUGAAAUCAGCGACUUGGCGGUUGUUCGAGACAGCAUCGAUUGCUAUGUCGAUGCCGGCGAGGAUUCUGAUGGAGUCCACGACGAGACGCUCUACGACUACUUCGAUCUGGCAGACUACGAGGAGAAGGUCGCUCCUGCGAGGAGCGAGAACGACUCCAAGGAUGAUUCCCCGGCGGGAAGCAAAGAGGAGUCGCACAAAAAGCAGAAAGAAAAGGACAAGAAGAAGAAGGAGGACAAGAAGGCAAAAGCCAAAGCUGAGAAGAAGGUGCAAAGUGCAGGCAUCAUGAGCAAGUCCGGCAUCGUCGGCAAGACGCUGAUCGAAGGAAACGGCCACGGGCAUGGGCCGGUCGAGGUGAAGCAGCUCGAACUGGACGAGGUGAAGGUCCAGGAGGAGCAGCUGGUCCAGGAAGCCGAAGAGUUCAUCUGCAAGAUCUGCCAGAUCUACGUGGUCGGGUGCGUCCCAAAGCUGACGACCUGCUCCCACAUCUUCUGCGGAGAUUGCAUCGCAACCUGGUUCAAUCAGCAUCCAGACACCCAGACAUGGGCACAGCGAGCAAAGGCUGCUGGCCCCGAUCGGUGUGUACCAUGCCCUGUGUGCAAGAAGUCUCUGAAUGAGAACCAUGAUCUAUCCCCAGUGUGUAGCAACACGCAGCGGAGUGAGAACGUCCUCCUCUGGAGAAUGCUUUCACAGAAAAGGAUUGUUUGCCAGAACAAUCCGAAGGUGAGGGGCGAAACUGGAAGAUGUGAUUGGGUCGGCGAGUACUGCAACUACCAGAAGCACAUAGACAUCUGCAAAAACGUUCCGCUUGCAGAAGCUGGAUAUCCUGCAGAGGUCUCCUCCGCUCCUAAGGAGGCUCCCGUCGUAGAGAAGGCCCCAUGCGUGCCUCCUGUGCCAUCAAAGCAGUUGGCGACAUCGCCUCCCGGACCUCCCGCGGUUCAAAACACCGGUCCGACAACGCCAGCGCCGAAGCAGGCAGCUGCUCCAACCAAGACUUCAGCGCCAACGGUGCCUGCGCAGGCCAUGGCCACUGCGCCAGCCAUGGUGCCCAACGGGACCAACUCGGCCCCUUUGGCACCCUGUGCGCCGAGCGCCCCACCGUCAGGCGUCAGACCGAUGCAGCCGGCGCAAGCGCCCGCGCCGGUGCCGGCAGUCCCAUCGCCGGCCCUGCGUCCCGAGGUGGUGAGAGUGCAGACAAGGUCCGAGUACGACAUCGGUGUUGGUGCGUCCCCGGCCCCAGCAGCACAGUCGGCGCAGCCGCAGAUGCAGAUGCAGCAGCCGCGAAGAGACGUGCUUUUCACCGGCAGAGCAGUUGGUAACUUCGAAGCCACCGGUCCCACAAUGGUUCCCGUCCGACAAGGUGAUUUCAUUGAGGUACUGGAAACGGAUCCUUCUGGCUGGACCUUUGCCAGAAACACCUCAGGCUCCAGCUCGACGGGUUGGGUGCCAACUUGGAUCGUACCACCACCCAUCGAACCUGCACAACAGAGACCCGUUCCGGAGGUGCAACAAGCACUUCAGACGCGGCAAGCGCAUCAAGCGCAACCUGUGCAGCCCGUGCAACCUCUGCGGGAGACACGGGAGAGAGACGUCCCUCCUCGACAGCUGGAGACCAGAAGCGAGGCCAGGGGGCUCGCUCGUGCGCUCCAGCCCUUCACUUCCGGUAGUGAUUCUCAGAUGACUCUGAACACAUCGGAUUACGUGGAGAUCGUGGAGCGCCACCACACGGGCUGGACAUUCGGCCGCAAGGUGGAUGCAGUCGGAACUGCGGUAUCCGAGGGUUGGUUCCCAGACUGGGUCUGCAAUCCCAAGCCGUGA